AUGGAAUGGGGCUGUCCUUGCUGUGUCCCUUUGGAGUUUGAUUCGUACACUGACAACCAAGUGCUAUCUCGCCUCCGUCGAAGCUCCAAGGCAAGAGCCAAAUUGCAGGCUCAGAGAUGUGCUUCGACUAUUCCAAAUGAUGUCGAAGACGCUUCAGAGCAACCCGUUAAGGAAGCGCCGGGAAAUCGGCGAAAUGUGGUUGCUGUUGGCUUGAAUCGGUUUGAAGGAACCGGUGCUUUGCAGCCGCAGCCAGACUGGGAGCAGCUGACUGAGAGGGUCGCCUGCAUCCUGGCACAGAACCCAUCAUCUUUCACAUUGAACGGAACGAACUGCUACUUGGUGGGCACAGGCCGACGGCGCAUGCUGAUUGACACAGGAGAGCAGCACUUCGGUGCUGACGCCUUCAUGGAGAACUUAAGCAGAUGCCUUGCGGAGCUUGGAGUGGAGGGCUUGGAUGGAAUUGUAAUUACUCACAUGCAUCAUGAUCAUUAUGGCAAUGUGGGAAGACUGCAAGAGAAGUAUGGCCCUAUUCCCGUGUACUCGCGAGAGUUUUCCAGUGCGAGCUUUGCAUUGAUAGCAGAGCUCCAGAAGCGAGAUCAAUUGAAGUAUUUGCAAGGAUUUGAUGGCCGACCUCGAUACAAUCCACUCAAAGACCCUGCGCCCAAGACCUUGCCUGACACACUCGACUUGGAAUGGGCAAGAGACAGGGUGAAGUAUAGCCCAGGCAAGGAUGUGGGGGAGAAACUGCAGUGGCAGUUCUACUUCGUGUGGAAUUCCCAGGACUUGCUGGAUCGCCUUCGCAGUGGGGAGUAUCCCUGGCAAGCCUUAGACACAGGGGAUACCAUAUCCACAGAAGGCGCCACCUUGACCGCUCUGCAUAUGCCGGGACACUCAGAAGAUCAUAUGUGCUUCUUACUUGAGGAGGAGCACUCCCUCUUCUCAGGAGAUCAUGUCUUGGGCUGGGGCACGACUUUUGUGCUCUGCAUGAAGGACUACAUGGAGUCCUUGCGGAAGAUGCUGCAUAUGCACCCCGUAAGCCUCUACCCUGGUCAUGGCGCUUACAUCCAAGAUGGUGUUGAUAUCCUUCAGCGCUACAUCUCCCACAGGCAGAAGCGAGAAGAGCAAGCAUGGCAGGCUCUCGAAAAGCGUGCGGAGCCCGUUCAGAUUGAGGACAUUGUGCGUGAGCUUUACCCCAACACCAACAGAGAAAGGUUGUGGAUGGCUAAAAGCAACGUGGAGGUGCUUUUCAGGAAAUUCGUGGCCGAUGGAGCUGCCGCAGUGUGGAAACCUCAAAUUACCCACAUGGAGUCCUCGCAGCUGGUGCCCUGGUGA
Messenger RNA from Symbiodinium pilosum, 1332 nucleotides. The record is from the annotation of a GenBank genome assembly. NCBI's taxonomy places the organism in Eukaryota, Dinophyceae, Suessiales, Symbiodiniaceae.